AUGCCUUUCACUUGUAGGGUUGUGUUUGGCAACAACAAGGAUGAAAUCAUCUUCAAUGAUACAACCAACUACGGUCGUCUCAAACCCAUCAUCAAAGCGUCCAAAGAGCUCGGUAUUUGGGAUACUCCAAUCCAUUUGUACAAAGACCCAACCUUGACAUCACUCCUAGAACCAGAUACCGCUGUUGAUACCGAACUCUCUCGUAUCUAUGUUUCGGCCCAACCAUCACAAGAACAUAUCAAUCUCAAGAGAGGGAGAGAAUCAAAUGAUAUUCAACUUGGGCUUAAAAAAGCUAAUUUUGGGUCAAGUGUCAUUAACCUUCCAUUUGAUCCAUUUGCAAGAUCAUCUGAUAGAUCACGUUUUGAAUACAAUGACGAUUUGGUUCAGUUGGUCAAUCGCACGACUACAAAAGAGUUGGAGGAAUUCAUUGUAGAUAAAGUUGGAAAAGCUCGAGGUAUCUGUGUUCAAGGUCCUCAAGGAGUUGGAAAGUCGCACUCCUUGUUUCAUAUAGUGAUGAAACUUCGACUGGAGAAAGACAAUCGAGUCGUUUACAUUCCCGAUUGCCGAGAAUGGGCAAGAUCUGGUAAUGGAUACAAGUUCUUUCUCGACUCAAUCAUCUUUGCAUUCUCCAUCUCAAACGAUGAUUUCAUCGACCAAUACCUCAAGAGAUUCAAGAUAUUAAAUACCGAGGAGUCAUUUACUGAAUUCUUGAAUAGUGUGGCCAUGUACUGCAACAACAAAAAUCUUCACAUUUAUACAUUCUUUGACCAACACAACGGAUUGUCCGAUCAGGACCGAACUACUUUCCCAUACUCAAUGCCAGAGCGAUACCUGGUAGUCGGCGAGCACUGGUACAGACAUCUCACCGUUAUCUCUGGCUCAUCGAACAACAAGAAGGUCAAAGACAGAGGGUGGCCAAUCUUUUUGUUUGUCGUUGGAUUCAACCACACUGAGUUCAAAACUUGGAGGGAAAUCGAAUCCAACAAAGAAUUCUCUGGCAAGUUGACAAUAGACCAUCUCGAAGAAAUCAAAUACUUGACAAAUUAUAUACCAGGUGAGGUAAAGGAGAUUUGGAAGAUUUCCAAGGAGAACAAACAUCUUGAUGUUUCUAAAGUGUUGUCUAGGUAUAAAAAUCAAAGUACUAGAAUGAUUAUAGAUCAAGACAACUACUUUCUCUUGGAGUUUGUCAAGUUCAAGGUUCAAGAAACUGAUUACAUGCGUGCGAUCUUUUUGAUGGACAUUGGCGAUCCUGCUACGGCACAACACUCAGUCACCAUCAAUCAACAGUUAAUGUACAUAAGGAAAUCAGAUUAUCAAAUUGUUCCUAUCAUUCCAUUAGUUCAAACUGUGUUAAGAAAUCGAUACCUUGGUAACGAAUCGUAUCAGAUUGUCUCUACGAAACUGUAUCGCCAAAUCUUUAACAAGACAGUCAAAUCCUCAAAAGAAGUUAGAGGAAGUACAGUGGAAAAGUACAUCAUUCAAGUUUUGGAGACUUUGGUCAACAAAGACAUCAAGUGGGAGAUUGAUGAAAUGCAGUGCAAAAAGAAUCCAAAUACCAAAAGCAUUAAUUAUGGAUUAAUCGAAACAAAAUAUAUCAAUAGGAAAACAAUGAUUUUUAGAUACAAUUCAACACAAUACAUCACCAACCAUCAAUUCGAAGGAGUGGAUUGGUCCAAUAACUCAUUGUUGGUACCAAUCAUGCCAAACUUUAAAAAAGCAGUCGAUUGGUUCUUUUGGGAUGCCACUAGCCAAACUCUCACAUGUUGCCAGUCAACAGUCGCAGAUAGUCACCCAAACAAUUGGAAGCUUGUCAAUUUCCCAUGA
Molecule: messenger RNA, 1824 nt
Organism: Cavenderia fasciculata
Lineage: Eukaryota; Evosea; Eumycetozoa; Acytosteliales; Cavenderiaceae
Exons: 4
Coding region: 1-1824 (607 amino acids)
Source: RefSeq, a predicted model, not a curated record